AUGGGAAAGAAGCAGAAGGAAACUGAUAUCAAAAUUCAGUCGUAUGUUGACUCUCUUCGAAGAGCUCAAGAAAUUAUUAAGGAGCAACAAGCUGAAAUGGAGGCUUCGGACAACCUGGGCGAAAAAGCUCUAUCAUCCUUGAGGUCCCUCAGAAACAUGUAUACGGCCAAAAUUGAAGCAUGCCAGGCUACCGCCAAAGAUUUUCAAGUCAUCAUAGACGAACUAGAAGGAGAAGUUGAAUUUCUCCACUCGCGAGCAUCAAGGUCAAGGUCUGCAAGUGGCGAAAAGAGAGUAAAUAGAACGAUGGUGAACUCCACCGAUAAGUUCUUCCAGCCACCCUCUCUGCAUCGGUUUACUUUCCACUUCUACAAUGAAACCUUCAACUGGAGAACAACAACAUUCUGUGCAACCUCAGUUGCGAUCGCUCGCACAUUACAUCAUGACCUCCAUCUCCGAUCUCACCCAAGCCGGAUUUCAAGAGCAACCAUGGUUUCUCUCCGAAAUAUCCCAUCAGCCAACACAAAGGCCAUCCAAAAUGCCAUAACCAUCUUCCGCAGCAAACGCAAAGCUGCAACAGUUAUUUCUUCCCAAUCCACCGACUCCACCUGCACAUUCCCGAUCUACACCAACCCUAGUCUUCACAGCGUAAUCGAAGACGACGACACCUUUACCGAAUUUAAUAUUUUUCGUUACAAUCCUGGCUACGAAGACUGUAUGGUGAAGCUUGUUUUGGGGAGGGAGGAGGGAGAAGAGGCUGAUGAUACCGAUGAAGAGAAGGGGGAUGGAAAGAAUCUCGAGACAAUGGAGAAAGGAGGGGGAAAGGCAGCGGGGCAAGGGAGGUAUCAGAAUGGAUAUUAUGAGGACGAUGGUGAGGAGAAUGGCACCAUCCCCAAGGGCCCCAUGCUCUGCCGAUAUACGAAUUCCGAGCCACCAGUCAAGGUUCUCAAUCAAUGA
Messenger RNA from Cadophora gregata, 954 nucleotides. RefSeq lists its product as uncharacterized. The transcript has 2 exons. NCBI's taxonomy places the organism in Eukaryota, Fungi, Ascomycota, Leotiomycetes, Helotiales, Ploettnerulaceae. The record is from RefSeq and is a predicted model, not a curated record. Bases 1 to 954 code for a protein of 317 amino acids.